This is a messenger RNA of Cuscuta campestris, 2577 nucleotides long. Lineage: Eukaryota; Viridiplantae; Streptophyta; Magnoliopsida; Solanales; Convolvulaceae. The record is from the annotation of a GenBank genome assembly.
CUACAUGAAAAGUUCUUCAAAAUAAGAAGUGUCAAGAAUAUUUUAUUUUAUCAAAUACUCCGUAACCAAUGAAAACGUAGAAAUAAACAAAAUUUUCACGACGGCUGAAAAAGCAAAUAUUCUAGAGUAUAUAUUUUAGGGGAGGGGGAGUAUUUGUUUUGUUCGGAAGUCAUUUUUUCCUUUUGUUGCGGAGGAACCUUGCACUCAGUGUUCUUCUUACCUGCCUCCGGCGGAGAAGCGUCGUGGCUGUGUCAGACUGUCGUCGUCCCUCGUCUUCUCCCCAGAUGAUCAGCCGAAUAAGAAUUUCUUCGAGACCCAGUUUCCAUUCCUUCACCCGUUUCUCAUCAUCGGCUACAUCUCUGGAUCUACGGAAUUGCAUAGCAUCUCUCCAAGCAUGUGCGAAGCAGAGGAAUCUCAAACCCGGCCGACAACUCCACGCCUUCAUGCUGGUGUCUGGACUUGUGAAUUCCUCCCCAAUCUGCAUCACCAGCCUGGUAAACAUGUACUCCAAGUGCAAUCCCAACUCCAUGUCUGAUGCUCUCUCUGUGUUCUCCACAUCACCUCCUCAGUCCCGCACCGUGUUCGUUUACAAUGCCCUUAUUUCUGGCUUUGUCGCUCAUGAUUCCCCCAAGGAAGUUCUUCAGAUUUACUCUGAAAUGAGAAUAUUUGGACUGGUUCCGGAUAAGUUCACUUUCCCUUGCGUGAUUAAGGCAGCUUCUUCUUGUAAACAAAUUUUAUGUAUGAAAAACUAUCAUGGUUUAGUGUUUAAGCUCGGGUUAGAGUUCGAUUCGUUUAUAGGCAGUGCAUUGAUGCACUCUUACUUGACAUUUGGCUUGACAGAGGACGCAGAGGAAGUGUUCGAUGAAUUGCCUGUAAGAGAUGAUGUUGUUCUUUGGAAUGCUAUGAUUAAUGGGUAUUCCCAGUCUGGAAAAUUUGACAGAGCGGUGGAGGUUUUUACCCGGAUGACAGAUGAUGAGGUUUCGCCCAAUAGAUUUACAAUUACUGGUGUCUUGUCAGCCCUUUCAAACACUGAAUCACUUCAUAGAGGAAGGGAGAUGCAUGGUUUUGUUAUAAGGAAAGGGCAUGAUGAAGGCAUUGCCGUUCAAAAUGCAUUAAUAGAUAUGUAUGGUAAAUGUAAACGAACCAGUGAUGCUCUCCAAGUCUUUGAGAUGAUGGAUGAGAAGGAUAUAUUCUCAUGGAACUCAAUACUAUGUGUUUAUGAACAAUGUGGUGAUAAUGAGGGAACCCUCAAACUUUUCAAGAGGAUGCUGUGUACUCAAAUGCAACCGGAUCUUGUCACUGUAACUACCGUCCUCCCCGCUUGUGCACAUUUGGCAGCUCUCAGGCACGGCAAGGAAAUUCACGCGUAUAUGAUUCUAAGCAUGCUAAAGAACAAUAAUUGUGACAAUGACUCUUACAUUGACAAUGCUAUAAUGGACAUGUAUGCGAAAUGCGGGAGUUUGGAUGAUGCUCAAAUGUUGUUUGACACGAUUAUAAAUAAAGAUGUUGCAUCAUGGAACAUCAUGAUUAAAGGGUAUGGCAUGCAUGGCCACGGGAAAAAAGCGUUGCACAUGUUUUCUCGUAUGUGUGAGAAGGGAGUGAAACCAGACGAGGUCACAUUUGUGGGAGUUUUGUCGGCUUGCAGCCAUUCAGGCCUUAUUGACCAAGGAAGGGACUUUCUUUUGAAUAUGCUACCCAUACACGGUAUUGUGCCUCGCAUAGAACACUACACGUGUGUGAUUGACAUGCUUGGCCGAGCUGGGCAGCUCAAAGCUGCAUAUGAUUUGUUAUUAGCAAUGCCUGUGAACCCCAACCCAGUAGUAUGGAGGGCGUUCCUAGCCGCUUGUCGUCUCCACGGGAAUGCUGACCUAGCAGUGGUUGCCGCAGGGAAGGUGCUUGAGCUCAAUCCAGAGCAUUGUGGGAAUUAUGUUAUGCUAUCAAAUGUUUAUGGGGCAGGUGACCGUUAUGAAGAGGUAACUGAAGUGAGGGAGGUCAUGAGGGCACAAGAUGUGAGGAAAGUACCCGGCUGCAGCUGGAUUGAGCUUAAUAAUGGUGUUCAUUCAUUCUUUACUUCUGACAAGACUCAUCCUGAAGGAGACCUAAUUUAUGCCGGAUUGAAUUCAUUGACUGCUAAACUGCGUGAACAUAAUGGGUACAGCGUGGAUGAUGCUUUGGAGUGCAGUUGAAAAGGCUCAUAAUGCUGAUGUACAGUGCUGAUUGGAAUCCUCAAUCCCCAUGAUGCCAGCUUUAUUGUCACUAGAUCUGCAGAUAAUACUGUCCGGCAUAAUCAAGUGGAGUUGGCUCACCCGUCCAUACCUUCGAAAAAUCACAACCCAGCAGCUCUGUGUACAGGGGAAAGAACGAAGGGGAACACGGAUUUAAAGUUAUUUGACGCAUGGUCGCAAGUUACGGCGCCGCCUCCUCUUCGUGUAACAAGGCUUAGUAUUUUCAUUAUUUGGGUUUAAAACUAGAAUGUAAUUAAAUCCAAUUCUUGAUAUGAUAUACUAUUUGUGUUACUUGUUUGAUUACGUGGAAAGAAUGAAGGUGAACACGAAACGAUAAAAUUUUGACGCGUGG